Betta splendens (Siamese fighting fish) is the source of this 2539-nucleotide messenger RNA. RefSeq names its product MAPK/MAK/MRK overlapping kinase-like. Bases 156 to 1634 code for a protein of 492 amino acids. Gene Ontology annotation, cellular component: cytoplasm; nucleus. The transcript is spliced from 12 exons. Gene Ontology annotation, molecular function: ATP binding; protein serine/threonine kinase activity. The record is from RefSeq and is a predicted model, not a curated record. Lineage: Eukaryota; Metazoa; Chordata; Actinopteri; Anabantiformes; Osphronemidae. Gene Ontology annotation, biological process: intracellular signal transduction; protein phosphorylation.
UACUGGUAUCGAAUGAAGAGAAUAUUGUUGUGAAUAGGAUUUACUGGUCCAUGGUAACGGUACGCUAUGAUCAAAGGAAUGCUGUGUGAUUUGAAUAGAUUGCUAUAAGGUAUCGUUAAGCUCAUGGUAGGCACUUCAUCAGUCAAUGUGCACUAAUGAUGCACUACUCAAACUGGCUUAUUGGCGUGAAAAACAGGGCAAGCCUCCGCAAUGCAUGUAAAACACUGCCCAGCACCGACUGGGGCAACAGGGCGAAUGUUGUGGACGUGCAGAACAACAACCCACAUUCAAACGAGAAGACAUCCGAGCUGAUGGUCACCGCCCACCUCUGGAGUAAAGGAUACAAAAUAAUUAAGAAAAUUGGGGAGGGCACAUUUUCUGACGUGGUCAAAACUCAGAGCCUGAAAGAUGGGAAGUUCUACGCAUGUAAAACCAUGAAGCAGACCAUUAACAGUCUGGAGCAGGCCAAUAACCUGCGGGAAGUUCAGGCAAUGAAGAGACUGAGCCCACAUGCAAAUAUCAUCCAGCUGCAUGAACUGAUUUUCAACAAAGAAACUGGAACCGUUUCUUUAAUUUGUGAGCUGAUGGAGAUGAACAUCUAUGAAUACAUACAAGGAAGACAAACUCCACUUCCCGAACACACAGUUAAACAAUACAUGUACCAGCUUUGCAAGUCGCUUGAACAUAUGCACAGCUGCGGGAUCUUUCACCGAGAUGUAAAGCCUGAGAACAUUCUGAUCAAACAAAAUAUUCUGAAGCUUGGAGACUUUGGCUCCUGUCGGAGUGUGUACUCCAAGCCCCCACACACGGAGUACAUUUCCACACGCUGGUACAGAGCUCCAGAGUGUCUCCUCACUGACGGCUAUUACAGCUUAAAGAUGGACAUCUGGAGCACUGGCUGUGUCUUUUUUGAGAUCAUGAGCUUAAACCCUCUCUUUCCCGGAACCAAUGAGUUGGACCAGGUUGCUAAGAUUCACGAUGUGCUGGGGACGCCGGAACACAGUGUCCUUCAGAAGUUUAAGCAGUCUAGAGCGAUGCAUUUCAAUUUUCCUCCUAAGAAGGGCUCCGGGAUCUCACGGUUAAUCCCCAACUGUCCAGCCCCGGCCCUGUCGCUGCUCUAUCAGAUGCUUGCCUACGACCCAGACGAACGUAUCACUGCGGAAACAGCUCUGCGGCACACGUACUUCAGGGAAAUCAGACUGGCAGAGAAGAAAGCCGACACCCUUCACAGAGUUUCUGGGAUUGUGGAUGGAGUAGGGAGUGGUGAAACGCACAGCUCCUUACAGCACAUCUGGCGUCAAACCAGACUUGGCAAACAGCUGAGGGGAAGACACACAAGACAAACACCUUUAAUGAGUCACAACAUGAAGCAUGUAGCAGAGCCCGUCAUCAGACGGAACGUCGCUCAUUACUCCUCGGAGCUGCCCAAGCUCAACAUGGUCGUACCAGGACCUCAGAUCUCCUUCCCAGUCUCCACUGUGCCUGCAUUCACGGUCACUCACCGAGGCACGCUGCCAGCCAUCACAUCUAAAAAGUGCCAGUCACGGUUGGCAAAGCCCCGGGAUGAGUCACACCGCACAGCUUUUAAGACCUACUACAUGCCACCUCUGGAGCGGAAACACGGAGGCUUCUAAAAGCCAAAACACUUCCAUGUCUUAAAGAAACCUUUUCUGAAAAGGGGGAGAACAAUGUUUGAACAGACCUGAUGUUAAAAUCUAAAAGCAACACAGAAAUGGAAGAUAAAAUGCAAUGGAGACCACAAAUCCUGUCAUUACCAUCUGUAAUGAAAUGUUUAACCCUGAUUGUAAUGUUGAAAUUCAAUGUGAUCCAGACUCUGUACUCUCAUACUCAUUAUGUUGGAUUGAUGGUGUAUUUUAGGUACUCGACUUGGUCAGGUAUCACAUGUAGAUACCUGACAUGUAGACUAUACUUCAUCUGAGCCCAUUACACAAGCAAUACAUUGUUGGACGAGAGGACAGCUGGUAACUAUGGGGAAUUCAUGAAUAUGGUUUAGUAGGAAACAUGAUCUUCCUGGAAAACAAUAUGGAUAUUUUUAAGUUGUCACACCCCUUACGCUUUGAACUUUGAAUCACAAGGGAUAAAGGAAACCGUUGACCCAGUAAAAUCAUGGGUAGUAGGAAAAAAAGUUUCCAAGCAUUGAAAUAAAAGCAACAAAAGACAGGUGAACCACUGAGGAAAGCACAGAUAAAACAUGCAUUUCAGUAAAAACAUGUAAAAUUAAUUCUAAUGCAGUGGAUUCCUAAACCAGCUGUAACUCAAAGUCGUAAAGCAGACGCACACCAAGGCAGGGUUGGAUACUGUGAAUGAGCUCCAUGAAAAAGAAGUUAUUGGAAUGUACUUUUCAUGACCAACAGUAAUGUGUGGGCCACUACACAGAUCAGCUGUGCAUGUAAUGAACAGCUGUUUUUGUAGGUAGGAGGUUUUUUUAAUGCUCUUCGAACCACAACUUGAAGGCUUCUCAUAACACCUGUGACAUUGCUACUCAGAGCUGUGAGCUCAUUAAAAGGAACUCAGUGGA